Molecule: messenger RNA, 713 nt
Organism: Lucilia cuprina (Australian sheep blowfly)
Lineage: Eukaryota; Metazoa; Arthropoda; Insecta; Diptera; Calliphoridae
Gene: DENR
Product: density-regulated protein homolog
Exons: 3
Coding region: 107-658 (183 amino acids)
Biological process (GO): formation of translation preinitiation complex; translation reinitiation
Molecular function (GO): translation initiation factor activity; mRNA binding
Source: RefSeq, a predicted model, not a curated record
GACAACAGCUGUUAAUAAAACUUUACUUUUUUUUAGAGAUUUUUGCAAAAUCUAUUUUUAUUAGAGAAAAUUAAAUUAUUUUUAAAGUAAUAAAGCACAAAUAAUCAUGACAGAAGUAGAAGUAAAUCCUGUAGCUGAACGUCUUAAGUUAGGACCUCGUGAGGGUGUUACCUAUCCUCUAGUAGUAAACUAUUGUGGUAAUUGUUCUAUGCCCAUAGAGUAUUGUGAAUAUUAUCCCGAGUAUGAGAAAUGUAAGACAUGGUUGGAAAAAAAUUUACCUACAGAAUUUGAGCGAGUUAAAUUGGAGGAAGAAGCCGGCGAUGGUGAUGAUGACAAGAAAAGACAAAAACGUGGCGGUAAAGGUUUGUUAAAAAUUAAAAAGAAAGAGGAGGUCACCAAAAGAAUUACAGUGUCUAGAGCUCCUAGAGGUAAAAAGAAGUCUGUGACAGUGGUCACCGGUUUAAGCACUUUUGAAAUCGAUUUGAAGGUGGCAGCCAAAUUCUUUGGUUCGAAAUUUGCUUGCGGCUCUUCGGUAACCGGUGAAGAUGAAAUUGUUAUUCAAGGUGAUGUCAAAGAUGAUCUAUUUGAUGUUAUACCCGACAAAUGGCCAACAAUUGAUGCAGAUUAUAUUGAGGAUUUGGGCGAUCAAAAGCGUUAAAUUUCUUGGUUUUAAUAAAACUAACGAGAAAAUAAUAAACUAAAAGCAUUUUAAA